Phycomyces blakesleeanus NRRL 1555(-) is the source of this 366-nucleotide messenger RNA. RefSeq lists its product as hypothetical. Gene Ontology annotation, biological process: proton transmembrane transport. The coding region runs from base 1 to 366 and encodes 121 amino acids. Gene Ontology annotation, cellular component: fungal-type vacuole membrane; proton-transporting V-type ATPase, V1 domain. The record is from RefSeq and is a predicted model, not a curated record. NCBI's taxonomy places the organism in Eukaryota, Fungi, Mucoromycota, Mucoromycetes, Mucorales, Phycomycetaceae. The transcript is spliced from 5 exons. Gene Ontology annotation, molecular function: proton-transporting ATPase activity, rotational mechanism.
AUGUCGGUCGGGACAUCUCUUCAAAAGGACCGUAACUUCCUUGCCGUUAUUGGUGACGAGGACUCGGUCACUGGUCUCUUGUUGGCCGGAAUUGGUCAUGUUAAUCAGCAACAGAAACGUAACUUCCUCGUGGUUGAUGCAAAGACCCCUUUGACUACUGUGGAAGAAACGUUCUUAGAAUUUACCAAGCGUAAGGAUAUUGCAAUCAUCUUGAUCAACCAGCAUGUUGCUGAAGAGAUCCGUGAGUUGAUCGAUGGUCACAACCAGGCUUUCCCCACUGUACUUGAAAUCCCCUCAAAGGAUCAUCCUUAUGAUCCCGAGAAGGACAGUGUUCUCAAGCGUGUCAGAAGAUUGUUUGGUGAAUAA